Messenger RNA from Myzus persicae (green peach aphid), 3237 nucleotides. RefSeq lists its product as uncharacterized. Gene Ontology annotation, biological process: peptidyl-glutamate ADP-deribosylation. The record is from RefSeq and is a predicted model, not a curated record. Lineage: Eukaryota; Metazoa; Arthropoda; Insecta; Hemiptera; Aphididae. The transcript has 18 exons. The coding region runs from base 522 to 2978 and encodes 818 amino acids.
AUUAUUAUUAUUAUUUUUAAAAACGAUUACAAUAUUAUUGUUAUUAUGACGUAACAUAUUAUUAUUAAAGUUUGUCGAAAGGUCCGUGGUUGCACUGGUCGCGCACUCGCACGACAUAAUAUCACCGUGGUCAUUACUCAUUAGUCAUUAGUCAUUCAGCUAUUUAGUCGCCACUCGCCGAACUGCCGAUUGCCGAUGAGUCGAACGCCGCCGGGAGCGCACGACCGUUGGAACCGUUUGGCGCGUUUACUACUUUUUUUCUUUUUGUACCGCGUUGGCGUGCUGGUCGGUAUUGGUAUUUGGUACAGCACACUAAACUCGGCUGUGCUGGUGUAGUCGUAUACCGCAGUGGUACGUUUUUUUUUUUUUUGUCCUCCGUUCGUUCACGCGUGCUUGUUCCUGGUUACUCCGCUUGCCAUUUGCCGUCCUGCAGUCGCCACGUUUACUCGAGAACGACACCAAACGUUACGAUCUCGAUCCACGUUGAACCGACCGACCCGUGACGAGAAUCCACCGACGCAAUGGCGGAUGCGAAUCAAAAAACAUUAUCUAAUGGAGUUCAACACUGGAAAUCCAUCAAUUUUUAUUGGAGUUUGGUAAUGUACAUUACUCGUAAUGUACUAAGAAUUUUUUUCUCUAUUGCGGCAUGUGUGAUGUUCCAGUUUAGUUCAUGGUUUAAAAUUUUAUCUGAUUAUCUUAAAACAACUGAAAAGGCAGAUGAUUCACCUAAGAAAACUGUUGAAAAUAGGUGUGAUGCUAAUUCUUUUUCUAAUCACACCAAUAAAAAUGAAGAACAAAAAGGAUCAAAUAAAGUUAUUGAUAUUGUGAAUGGAUUAUUAGACACUGGGACUAAAGAGUGUAAUGAUCAAUCUGUUUUUAACAAUAAUAUAGUUGCUGAACAAAAAAUAGUAAAUGGAGUUAUUGCUAAUAUUGUAAAUUGUAAAUUAGAGGAAGGGUCUGAUUCUCAACAUUAUGAAGUUGAACAAAAACCUAUGUCUCAAAAUCCUGGAGAAUCAAAGGAUAAUUCUAAUUCUGAAGACAGUGUGGAAAAAGUUAAAGAAGAAGAAAAAAAUUGCGAGGACAUAGGAUCAACAAGAGCUAGGAAAAGACAUCCUAUCAAAAAUACUGCAAUGUUACUAAUAACUAAAACAAUCAAUGAAAACAAAUUAAUGGACAAACGAUUCAAGUGUGAAACCAAACUUAACAUAGACAAAAUGUCAAAUAAAGAAAUACCUAAUGGAAAUCCUUACAGGGAUAAAGAUAAAAUGUUAACAAACAAAUCUGAUAGUUUUAUAAGCGAAACAAAAUUGUCAUUAAAUAGUGAUCCUGAGAAAACUGAUUGUUUUGAAGUGUCUAACAAUAGCCAUAGUAAAGACACUUAUAUUGAAAGUGGAUCAGAGUACAUGAAUGAUGGCAAUAUCCUUGAUAUCCAAAAAAAUAUAGAGCUAAUGGAAAAUCAAUGCAAAACCAAUGGAAAUGAACAAUUGAUCACGAUAAAUAAUGUUGACUGCUGUGAAAAUGAUAAUAGUAAUGAAAUCAGAAAUCUGACAACAAAAACUGAAAAUAUGAUCAAAGAAAUUAAUGAUGAACACUUGAAAAACUACAAUGGUUAUGAAAAUAAAAACCCAAUUACACAGGCUGAAAAUAUGACCACAAAAUAUAAUGAUUUCUACUGGAAAGAUUUUGAUGAUUUUGAUAAUCGUAAACUGAAUACAAAGACUGAGCAUAUGGCUAAUAACAGUGAACACUGGGAUAAUAACAAUAUACAUGAAUACAGUAAACCUAUUCCAAAGACUGAAAAUACGAUGUUGAAUAUAUUUGAAGUGAAUGAUGACAUAUUUGGUUUGCCUUCUAAAUUUUCUUUAGCUCAUUGUGUUUGUGAAGAUUUUCAUAAUUCUAUGGGCAUGACAGCUGAUUUUAAAUACAAAUUUGGAAAAUAUGGUGCAUUAAUGGAUCAACAUUUACGUGUGAGCGAUGUUGGUCAUAUUUUACAUGAUGAACAACAUAUAUUUUAUUUAGUCGUAAAAAGAAAAGUGGCUCAGAAACCAUUAUUAUCUUCCUUAGAAAUAGCAUUGUAUAAUUUACGUGAUAAAAUGAAUGACCUUAAAUUAACAAAAUUGGCAAUCCCAAAAUAUGGACUAGACACAUUCAAUAUGGCAGAUGUAAAGGAACUGAUUUCAAAAGUAUUUAUAUUAUCCAAUAUUGAAGUUACUUUAUGCCUGGCACCGCCUAAAUUGGAUGUAGAACAUUUUAAUCCUCCAAAAGUAAAUUAUACUUAUAAACAUUUGUGGGAGAUGGAGAAACAAACUGAUUUAAUAAUAUUUAUAAAUAUAAACACAGUGUAUUCAGCGAAUUGGAAUGAUAAAGUUGUAGAACAUAUCAAUGCUAAAUACCCAUUCAAAGAAAGAUUAUUAAAAGAUAUUAAUAUUAAACCAAUGGCGCAUGGUGAUUUACUGACUUACAAAAUUGAUAGUGAAGUAUUGUUUUGUAUAUUCAUCAAGCCUUUAGAUCAAAACUCAGCAUACUUUAGAUGUCUUGAAAAAGCUUUUCAAGAGAUGAAGUCACAAAUGACUGGUUAUAGAUAUUUAGGAAUUCAACAAGAGCCAAUAAGUUAUAGGUCUUACCAACACACUUUGCCACGUACUUUAUGUACACUAAAAUCAGUUUUUAGUGUUCAAAAUGCUGAAAUUUGGAUUUGUGGUGAUACUGAACAACAUAAAGCACUUAAUUAUCAACAAUAUAAAAACAUUGUUAAUGAUGCCAUUGAAGUGAAUCAAAAACGAAAUUCAAAAACAAAUGCCAGAUCAAAACAUAGAUCAGAAAGAAAGAAACGUGAAAGUACAAAUAGUAAUAACAGUAAACAUGAGUUAUCAGAAAAAUAUAACAGUAAAAACACAUUGGAUGUAAACGCUGUUCCGUAUCUGAACCAAGAUCAAAUAACUGUUGAUAAUUACAUAACAGAAAAUUGGGAUAACUGAUCAUUUUUAUAUAUAUAUUGUUUUAUUAUCACCAUUUUAUUAACAAUUAAUAUUUUGUAUUAAUUUAUUUUUACUGAUAUUACUCCUUUUACGAGUAUUGAAUUAAUUGAAAGUAUGUCAUUUUGUUUCACAGUAAAUUAAUUAAGAGAAAAAAUCUUUUAAAACAAUUGAACAAUUUAUCGUUUUUAGUGAUUUCUCUGAAGUUAAGUAUAAAUCAUUAAUUCGUUACUUUUUUAAAUAAAUAUGUAUUUUUUUUUUU